Messenger RNA from Oryzias melastigma (Indian medaka), 3808 nucleotides. RefSeq names its product low density lipoprotein receptor b (gene ldlrb). NCBI's taxonomy places the organism in Eukaryota, Metazoa, Chordata, Actinopteri, Beloniformes, Adrianichthyidae. The record is from RefSeq and is a predicted model, not a curated record. The transcript is spliced from 18 exons. The coding region runs from base 190 to 2751 and encodes 853 amino acids. Gene Ontology annotation, molecular function: calcium ion binding; protein binding.
CCGUACAAAUGGUCGGAUGCGACGCAGAUCUCUCUUGUCAUUUCGCCGGCAGUUGGAGUUUUUGACGCCCGGCUCUCUGCCUGAAUUUCCACAGCGGAGUUUUUUUCUCCUUUUAGAGAACGACUCUUCUGUUUCUGUACCGGUAACCAGCUUUAAAAAGAAAAAAAGUGACCACCAGAGAGGAAGAAGAUGACUGGCACGCGGAGGACACUCGCCGGACUGUCAUGUCUGCUGAUGCUGAUUCACUGCUUGGCUCUGACUGACGCCGCGCUCACAUGCAGCUCCUCUCAGCUGAAGUGUGGGAAUGGGAGGUGCGUCACCCGCAGGUGGAUCUGCGAUGGAACAGACGACUGCGGCGACGGGACGGACGAAAUGCUUUCUAAUUGUGCCUCUAAAACUUGCCUGCCGUCACAGUUCAACUGCGGCGCCCCGAUACACCAGUGCAUCCCUAAAAGCUGGCACUGCGAUGGCAAAGCUGACUGUAGCAACGGAGCAGACGAGAAAAACUGCACUGCAAAACAAUGCAAAAACGACGAGUUCCGCUGUGCAAACGGCCAGUGCAUAUCCCUCGCCUUCGUCUGCGACAGCGACAACGACUGCUCUGAUGGCUCCGACGAGAAAUCCUGUUCCAAACCCACUUGCAACCCUGGGUCUUUCCAAUGCAACAACUCUGUGUGCGUGCCCUCCCUGUGGCGCUGCGACGGGGACGAGGACUGCGCCGACGGAUCCGACGAGUGGCCGGUGAACUGCGUUGGGAGACAGAAGCCGGCAUCGCGAUGCGGCGUCCACGAGUUUGAGUGCGCAAAUGGGGAGUGCAUCCACGGCAAAUGGAGGUGCGACGGCAGCCAUGACUGCAAUGAUCGAUCCGAUGAGCUCAACUGCAGUCGCCCUGUUUGUUCUGAAGGCCAGUUCCAGUGUGGCGAUGGUUCUUGCAUCCAAGACAGCCUCAAGUGUAACUCAGUACGCGACUGUAGUGAUGGCAGUGAUGAGACUGGCUGCUCCACAGCAUGCGAUGGUCCGUCUGAGUUCAAGUGUAGCAGCGGGGAGUGCAUCAGCAUGGAGAAGGUGUGUGACAAGACGAAAGACUGCAGUGACGGUUCUGAUGAGCCUGAUAACACAUGUGGCAUCAACGAGUGUUUAAGAGCAAACGGCGGCUGCUCUGACCAGUGCAACGACCUGAAGAUCGGCUUCAACUGCUCCUGUCCUCCUGGUUACAAACUAAAAACCGACCAGAGAAUCUGUGAAGACAUUGAUGAAUGUGCCGAACCUGACACAUGCAGCCAAAUUUGCAUCAACCUGCCUGGCACCUACAAGUGCGAUUGCGAGUUUGGCUACAAGAUCGACCCUGUGAGCAAGACAUGCAAAGCCGAAUCAGGAAUUGUCCCCACCCUGUUCUUCACCACCAAGCAUGAUGUGAGGAAGAUGGUGCUGGACCGCAGCGAGUAUGUCCAGGUCAUCCAUGGGCUGAAAAACGCCGUGGCUUUGGACAUGGACAUGGCUAAGAAGACGAUUUACUGGUCUGACAUGUCUCUGAAGAAAAUCUUCAGGUCAAACUUAGAUGACAACCCCUCCAACCCCACCACAGUCAUUGACAGUGGGAUUGAGGCCCCAGAGGGCAUCGCCGUAGAUUGGAUCCACGGCAACAUCUACUGGACUGACAGCACUUUGAAGACGAUCUCUGUGGCGAGCAUCGACGGCACCAAGAGAAAAACCCUGAUCACCGAGAACCUGGAGAAACCAAGAGCCAUCACCGUAGACCCAGUCAAUAACUUCAUGUACUGGAGCGACUGGGGGGAGCACGCCAAAAUCGAGAAGUGUGGUCUGAAUGGAGCCGGUCGUGUUGCCCUGGUAACAGAAGACAUCGUGUGGCCCAACGGCAUCACUCUCGACAUGCUCAAUCAGCGUCUGUACUGGGUGGACUCCAAACUGCACACUCUCUCCAGCGUUGAUGUGAAUGGAGAAACCAGACACAGGAUUCUUGUUCUCAACCAAGAGCACUCCCAUCCUUUUUCACUGACCGUCUUUGAGGAUAAGGUGUUUUGGACAGACACUGGUUUGCGGGGCAUUUACAGCGCCAGUCGCCUGACAGGAAGAGACCUCACCCAGAUCGCUGGAGACCUGGAUCAUCCGGAGGACAUCAUCCUCUACGACAACCUCAAGCAGCCCAUCAGCAUCAACUGGUGCACAGAAAGCAACAGCGGGAAAAACGGCUGUGAAUUUCUGUGUCUCCCGGCUCCUCAAGCCAACCAGAGCUCUCCUAAGUACAGCUGUGCCUGUCCUGACGGCAUGAGCCUGGGUGCUGAUAUGAAGUCGUGUGUGGGAGGGUCAGGUGACAAAAACAGAAAUCCAGUCUCAACUGCGACCCCCACCAAACCCGUCACUGUUAAAAUGACCUCAACCACCACCGUCGCUAACAAAGAACCUGCAUCUACCUCAUCUGUGCAGAACACACAGGAGCCAGCCGCCAAUGCCCAAGGAAACAGACAGUUCGUGACUCCUGCAGAAGCCCCAACAUCUCACACUUCUACUCUCUUUGUUGUGCUGUCGAUCAUGUUGGUGUCCCUGUUAGCUAUGGGAGCUUUGUUUCUGUGGAGGCGCUGGCGUGUGAAGAACACCAACAGCAUCCACUUUGACAACCCCGUGUACCAGAAAACCACAGAGGACGAGGUGCACAUCUGCAGGAACGGCUCCGACGGCUUCGUUUAUCCUCCGAAACAAGUGGUGAACAUGGAGGACAUGGACUUGGCAUAAACUGAAAGAUUUUCCCUCCCUCUGGGGGAAACACCUUGCUGCUCUGCCCUUUCUCUCCGACCGCAGCACUGUGCUGUUCACGUCUGCCUCGUCUGAGCUCCCAGCAUGGCAGAAUGAAGCAGAACUACUUCACAGCUUCCAAUGAAGGAUUACCAUCAGAAGCUGUCCACGCUAUUUGAGGAAUGUAGAAAUGUUCUUGCUGAGAUACACAUGCUUCUUGCAAAAGCCUUUCCUUUGACACGUGCUCUCGUAAUGCUCAUGUGUGCCUUCCAGCCUCACGGGUGAAGCUUUGCACAAAACUUCUCUGCCUUUUUCCAAAGCCACUGUGGCUUUUGCUCACUCUGAGAUCAGGGUUGCACAUGUGCUUGACUCCUUUCAUUUUUAGUCUCAAUAUUGUGUCUUAAAUACAAUAUGUUAUUUUAUGAAUGUUUUCAUUGUCACAAACAGUUUACAUUUUACGUAAAGAAGCUGCUGAGUUUAACCCAAAUGAAGAAAAUGUUUCUAUCUAGUGUGAAGAUCUAUUACUUCCUAAAAACUGUAAAUAGUUUCUGUAAAUGUUUUUGUAAAAAUUCUUUUCUGGAUUAUUUCAGUUUUUUACAUGUGCAAGUUUAAUCAAACAUGUAAAUAUCUUUAAGAUUCUUUUAUUUAUUUAUGCAAAGUUCUUGAAUGUAGAUGGUAAUAUAAUGCAUAUUUUUCAAAAUAAAAGCUGGGGUUUUGUUUUCCUGACGAGCCAGUUCACCCAGUACUGUAUAUCAUGCAGUUGUUAUUUAAGUUGCCUUAAUGAAGCCUUCAAACACUGAGUUGUGUCUGACUCUUUCACAACUCAAACCCUUCCUUUUUGCCUUUAAUAAUUUAUUCUUCCUUUGUUCUUUGUUUCUGUUAUUGAGAUAAUUGUUUUUUUUUAUGUGGAAUUAAGAAAAAAAAUGUAUUUUAGAGACGUUUGCUCUCCUUCACCGCAAAAUGAAUGUUGAGGUUUGCUGGGUAGAUGCCCAGUAAACCGGUUUUUGAUUUGCACUGCAUGUUUUGUUUUUGUUUGAUGGAUCCUUUUUGAAUACAA